AUGUCCCAAUCCCCCACGAAACGAUCCCAAGAUGACGAAGCGGAAUCUUCCAGCGUUGCAUCCUCAUUCCUAGAAAACGACUGUAUCCCUAGGUCUAAGAAGACCAAGGUGCUCCCGCCCUGGGGUCUUCCGCUCACGGCCACCAGCAAGGAGGCGCCCGAGUCUCUUAGGGCUGUAUGGAAAGCUAUCGACAGAUAUGACAAGGGGAUCGGCAUAAUAGGGCACCUGGGGAAGGACGCCGUUGAGGCUGCCCAGAAGACAUUUCCGGAAUACGAGCAGGACGUCUUUGAGAGCUUCUAUGAGGAUCAGCCCGGCGCUCGCACAGCCCUCGGCCCCACGCCUACAUCUGCAGGCAUCAUCUCCGAGUAUGCUGACGCUAACGGCCGCAAGAUCGACUUCUACGCGUGUCUACGCCCCGAGGCCCUUGCCGCCACCGCUAUAACCACCACCCCGCGAUCAGGACCCCCUGGCCAGGGUCUCUAUCAACUACAACAAUUUCCUCCGCUCUAG
This is a messenger RNA of Colletotrichum karsti, 510 nucleotides long. RefSeq lists its product as uncharacterized. Lineage: Eukaryota; Fungi; Ascomycota; Sordariomycetes; Glomerellales; Glomerellaceae. The coding region runs from base 1 to 510 and encodes 169 amino acids. The transcript is spliced from 4 exons. The record is from RefSeq and is a predicted model, not a curated record.